Botrytis fragariae is the source of this 492-nucleotide messenger RNA. RefSeq lists its product as uncharacterized. The record is from RefSeq and is a predicted model, not a curated record. Lineage: Eukaryota; Fungi; Ascomycota; Leotiomycetes; Helotiales; Sclerotiniaceae. Bases 1 to 492 code for a protein of 163 amino acids. The transcript is spliced from 2 exons.
AUGUCAGAGUAUGUUGCUAAUAACAAAAAACCGACCCAAGUCAUCCGUGACUAUGGAACGCCGAACCUUCUCUAUAUCUACUAUGUCCCGCUUAUGUCGAAUUUGGAUAAGGAGAAUUUGGAAUCGAUCAAAGCUGACGUCGAAACUUGGUUUGCCUUCGAGGCUGGAAAGACUGAGGGUCAAGUUCAUGGCCGUCUGGGGAAAAAGGAACUCCCCGCAGAUAGUGCGGUAGCCUCAAAUGUUCGGGGAACAAUUUAUCGCAUCAAAGUGAUCCAUAAGUUCAGAGGCAAUGGGUACACCUGGGCCCCGCGAGGUAUCGUACACAAUAUUGAUAAACCUCUUGGUCCAACACUGGAUGAAGAUGUAUAUGGAAGAGUCUGUGAAGAGCUGAAGUCUCAUUACAUCGCCAACGGUUCCCUUCCCGAAGAAUUUUCAUUCGUGUUGAAAUCAGCGAUUCUACUUAUGGAAUCGGCCAAAUCUCCGGUACAUUGA